AUGAGUUCAGGUGUGGAUUCAUCAGUAUCAGCUGCCUUGUAUGCAUCCAAAUAUCCUAAUGUCAAGGGGAUAUUCAUGGCAAAUUGGUCACAGACAUCGAAUUGUAUAGAAAGAGAUUGGAAUGAUGUUCAAAGAGUAUGUGCCGAUUUAAGUAUCUCUUGUGAAAGAGUUAAUUUUGAAAAAGAAUAUUGGCAUCAAGUGUUCAAUCCUAUGAUUGAAAUGUAUCAACGAGGAUUAACUCCAAAUCCUGAUAUUAAUUGUAACAAAUUCGUUAAAUUCGGUAAAAUGAUUGAAUAUCUUACUGAUAAAUAUCAAAAUCUGUCUAAGAAAUGGUGGUUAGUUACGGGUCAUUAUGCUAGAGUCAUGAAACAUAAACCAACGGGGGAAUAUCAUUUAUUAAGAGGAUAUAGUCAGAAUAAAGAUCAAUCGUAUUAUUUAUCAUCGAUAUCAUCACAAACGUUAAGUAAGAUCCUCAUGCCGAUCGGCCAUUAUAUCAAACCUCGAGUACGUGAAUUAGCGGAAGAAUUUAAAUUACAUGUAUCUGAUAAACCUGAUUCCCAAGGCUUAUGUUUUGUUAGUCAAGAUGCUAAACAUUUUCGAGAUUUUUUAGAUGAAUAUAUUGAAUCCAAUCCAGGGAAUAUCAUUACUGAAGAUGGGAAAAUUUGGGGGAAACAUAGAGGAUUAUGGUAUGCUACUAUUGGCCAAAAAUCAUCGAUUUCAAUGCCUCAAGGUGAUGAACAAUAUAAUGGAGUUUGGUUUGUGAGUGAGAAGAAUUAUGAUAAGAAUGAAUUAGUGAUUGUUCGGGGUUCAACUAAUCCUAAAUUAUUCAAAUCCCGUGCUAAAGUUAUAAACUUUGAAUGGAUGAUAACACCAGAAGAAAUCUCACAAUUGGAUAUGAAUCAAUUAACAUUCCAAUAUCAAAAUGUUAUUAAUGAGGCACAGUCCUCUACAUUUACGGUUGAAUUCAAAACCCCAGUAAGAGCAUUGGCACCAGGUCAAAGUUUUGUCAUUUAUCAAGAUUGUCGAAUCUUAGGGUCUGGAAUAAUAGACGAAACGUUUUCGUAG
Molecule: messenger RNA, 1065 nt
Organism: Scheffersomyces coipomensis
Lineage: Eukaryota; Fungi; Ascomycota; Pichiomycetes; Serinales; Debaryomycetaceae
Product: tRNA-5-taurinomethyluridine 2-sulfurtransferase
Exons: 2
Coding region: 1-1065 (354 amino acids)
Biological process (GO): tRNA wobble position uridine thiolation
Cellular component (GO): mitochondrion
Molecular function (GO): sulfurtransferase activity
Source: RefSeq, a predicted model, not a curated record